Messenger RNA from Sardina pilchardus (European sardine), 2457 nucleotides. Its product is annotated as heparan sulfate glucosamine 3-O-sulfotransferase 5. Gene Ontology annotation, molecular function: [heparan sulfate]-glucosamine 3-sulfotransferase activity. The transcript has 3 exons. The record is from RefSeq and is a predicted model, not a curated record. NCBI's taxonomy places the organism in Eukaryota, Metazoa, Chordata, Actinopteri, Clupeiformes, Clupeidae. Bases 421 to 1461 code for a protein of 346 amino acids.
AAGCAAGCAAUGUGACAAAUGCACCAGCAAACGAUAUCCAGGACGGGACAGCCGAGAGCUUCGCCUACUCUAACUGACUCUAAAACGUCCGAUGCAUACGUCGUUUAUGUAAUUUGAAUAGAGGCAUCUUUGAUGUACAUGCCUUUACGCCGUGAAUAACUCUAAAAAAGAGUUUGGUGGGAAUUUCAAAAAUAUUUCGAGAAAAUUCGCGACGGAAGACUGUGAUAAAAAAAUCUAUUUGCUUCGUGUAUAAUACUCCUCAGUAAAAACAAAAGCUCCUCCUGGAAAGAGUGUUAUGUGGAAGAGCGUGCUGUCCAUAUGCCCACACAUCUUGAGCUUUUCGCCGGUGAGAGGGUAGCUGUGACCCGUAGAGGAUGUUGAGCAGGCUGAAGACGCAGUCCUGAAGAUUGAUGGAGGGCCAUGCUAUUCAAACAGCAGGUGUUGCUUAGACAGAAACUCUUCGUGCUGGGCAGCCUUGCUAUUGGGAGUCUCCUGUAUCUAGUGGCCAGGGUUGGGACCUUGGAUAGGCUACAGCCAAUUUGCCCCAUUGAGAGUAGACUGGCCCCUCCUGGCCUUGCAGACCAGAUCUCCUUAAGGACCCUGCAGUACAAGCGCAGCCUGCUCCACGAGCUCCGCAAAGGCAAUGCCACCAAGGAGCAGAUCCGCCUGCACAACCUGGUGCAGCAGCUACCCAGAGCCAUCAUCAUUGGGGUGCGCAAAGGGGGCACCAGGGCCUUGCUGGAGAUGCUCAACCUGCACCCGGCCGUGGUCAAGGCCUCCCAGGAGAUCCACUUCUUCGACAACGACCAGAACUACGCCCGCGGCAUCGACUGGUACCGGGGGAAGAUGCCCUUUUCUUUCCCCCACCAGAUCACCAUUGAGAAGAGCCCGGCCUACUUCAUCACCGAGGAGGUUCCCGAGCGCAUCUUCAAGAUGAACUCCUCCAUCAAGCUGCUCAUCAUCGUGCGCGAGCCCACCACGCGCGCCGUGUCCGACUACACGCAGGUGCUGGAGGGCAAGGAGCGCAAGAACAAGACUUACCACAAGUUCGAGAAGCUGGCCAUCGACGCCAACACCUGCGAGGUGAACACCAAGUACAAAGCGGUGCGCACCAGCAUCUACACAAAGCACCUGGAGCGCUGGCUGAAGUACUUCCCCGUGGAGCAGUUCCACAUCGUGGAUGGGGACCGGCUGAUCACGGACCCCCUCCCGGAGCUGCAGCUGGUGGAGCGCUUCCUCAACCUGCCCUCGCGCAUCAGCCAGUACAACCUGUACUUUAACGCCACGCGGGGAUUCUACUGCCUGCGCUUUAACAUUGUCUUCAGCAAGUGCCUGGCAGGCAGCAAGGGGCGCACUCACCCAGAGGUGGACCCUGCGGUGGUGGCCAAACUAAGGAAGUUCUUCCACCCGUUCAAUCAGAAGUUUUACCAGAUCACAGGCAGGACUUUCAACUGGCCCUGAGGAGACUCCUUUGGUGGAAGCACUGCCUCUCAAAAAUACUGAUAUUUAAAUGAAGCACUUUUCUUGAAUUUGAAACUUAAGGCAAACAAAAAAUGUGACCAAAUAUGUAAUUGACUACAUGUUUUUUGUCUGUAAAAGUAAGCCAAUGAAAAAAAAAAAAAAAGAUUUUUGAAAUGUGUGUUAAACUGUUCGGUUAUUCCUGUUGAUGCAAGCUCUACAGUUGCCCACUGUAAUCAAUAUGUUCACUGCUAUCCUGUAUGGACCCCGGCAUUAACUGAAGACGUUGAGAUUAUUUGUGAAAUGGCCAUAUGACCAUAUGGAAGGAUCCCACACUUUCUAUAGUGAAAUGUAAGCACCAUCCUACACACCAUAAAUAGCUAUAUUGUUAUUGGGGUAAAAUGCACCUCUGAAUGUGGAACUGAUGCAUUACAAAAGUAUGUGUCCCUUCAUUACUUUUGUAUGUAAUAAAGAGGACAUUGUCGAGGAACCAAGGCUCAGAUAAUGUUAAAGGAGGUUCAUUCUUUUCCGUAUGAAAUUAUGCAGGUGCUAUUUUUUUUCAGUUAAAACCAAUGCAGUUACAGUUCAUGGUGUAGUGUUAGUGUCUUAUAUUUUGAGCAUGUCCUCAAAUUAAACUAUGCACCUCUUUACUUUUAAUCAACAGCCAUCCAGUGAUUGUAUCCAUUCUGUAACCUAAUGUGAGUGGAAGUGUAAGAUUAGCUUAAAAGAGCAAAUAUUUUACACCAAUGUUGUAUUCCUGAUAAGAGAAGAUAUGUGAAUUAUCAGUGAAGCAUUUAAUAUGUACAAUAUAGUGGUCAAACAGACUUAAGUUAUUUUUUUUCAUUUGUUUUUAUAUGCUUACAGAAAAUCAAAGUGUUUUAUUUUAUUUAAACAAAACCUGUGGUUCAUUCUAAGUAACCGAUUCUUCACAUUUACAAGUACAUACCACUGUAUAAUAAAUGUUUCAUUCUGUGACAGAAGGAUUUAAUUAAAAUAACU